This is a messenger RNA of Anisakis simplex (herring worm), 216 nucleotides long. The record is from the annotation of a GenBank genome assembly. Lineage: Eukaryota; Metazoa; Nematoda; Chromadorea; Rhabditida; Anisakidae.
GAAUUUGAAGUGAUACGAAACGAUGAUAUGGCUCCUAUUGCACCUCAAGCACCCGAGCCCAAAAUUCUAACACUAGAUUUUGAUCCAGUUGUUGUGCAUACGACAGCGCUUCUUCGCUAUCGACGAAUGUUAGCCGAACCAGGUAUAACUGCGGCUCGAAUCGGUCCAGUUCCUGAAUGUGCUACCUCGAAACCGGCUCUUCUUAGUUCAGCGUAA